Cylindrotheca closterium is the source of this 1167-nucleotide messenger RNA. NCBI's taxonomy places the organism in Eukaryota, Bacillariophyta, Bacillariophyceae, Bacillariales, Bacillariaceae. The record is from the annotation of a GenBank genome assembly.
AUGUCCGCAGAAAAAGCAACCCAAGAUCAUAAUCCUUCAUUGUCACUGACUGAAUCACUAUUUCCACCACCGAAGGCUUUUGGAAGUGGAGCAAAACCUGCGUUGCAAUACAGAAGUGAUUCUCCUUGCUGGGAUUGUGUUUUCUCGAGAAAUGGGAAAUGGCUUGCAGCAUGCUUCGGCGCUCCUGAGACAUGUGUUAGAGUUUGGGAGCAAAAAGAUGACGGUUGGCAGCUCCAUUCCACCUUAGAAGGAAUACAUACGAAGACGAUCCGAUCCAUCGCUUUUGCCCCGAUUUCCGCUAAUGAUGUAAUUGCAGCGGCCUCUUUCGACGGUAGCGUCUCUAUAUGGGAAUUGACAAACGACCAGCAAAACAAAGAAUGGGAAUGCACCACACAACUUGAAGGUCAUGAAAGUGAAGUUAAAUGUGUCGUCUGGAAUUCAACUGGCUCACUUUUGGCAACCAGUGGGAGAGAUAAAAGCGUUUGGGUCUGGGAAACUUUCCUUGAUGGAACGAUCGGGGGAUCGUCGGACAAUGAUUUCGAAUGCAUUGCUGUUCUCAGUGGGCACGAGGGAGAUGUAAAGUGCGUUCGUUUUGCUGAAUCCCAUGGCCAGUGGGGUGAUGGCGACGAAGUACUUCUGUCAGCUGGAUACGAUGAUACGAUAAGAGUCUGGGCGGAAGAUUCUGGGGAUUGGUAUUGUGCGCUUGUGAUCGAGGGGAUACACGCAGAUACCAUAUGGUCAUUAGCUGUUGCACCAGGAUCUGGACGAAUGGUCUCAUCCAGUGCAGACGGCAGCAUUGCGAUCAUGAAAAACUUUACCAUUUUGGAAAGAAGGGAAAUGUUUCCCGAUCAGUCGAGUUGCUCAAACGGUUUCUGGAAAUGCGUUGGUAAAUUAGGAGAUGCUCAUUCGUCGACUGUCUACAGUGUCGAUUAUGCUCCUGCAAGAGCUGGACAUGGAAGGAUAGCUUCUGCAGGCGGAGACAACAGAGUUCAAAUAUAUCGAGAGGUGAUGGGUAGUACCAGUGAUGCACCUCUAUUUACCGUUGAUUCAUCCCUUCAGAUUGGACAUGGUGAUAUCAACUGCGUUCGAUGGCACCCUUCGGAUGGUUCCAUCCUCUGUGCAGCGUGUGAUGACGGUUCCGUUCGGAUUCUCAAGUUUCUAGUCUAG